ACAAACAAGCGGCGAUAGAGUAAACCACGUUUAUUGCGGGAGCAGCUAUGGAAUCACAGCUACCCCUCUGCGCCACAACCUGAAAAACGAGGGACCUGCCUACUCCCUCCUCAUUUUUAUUAUCCGAGGCACCACCGGUGCGCAUGGAGAUAACCUACGCCUCUUCAAGCCAUCGUUAUCUUCCAACAAUGUCUGCCUCCUCCUCCUCCUCACUCGGAUCCUCCAUGCCGAACCGACCUGUCAAAACCAUUCCUCUUCAACACCCAAACACGACGUCGUCCUCCUCCACUCCCUUGCCUCAGGCCAUGUUUUGGAGAUGGACCGCCAAAAUAAAACGAACCACUCCUUCUCAAUGGAUCGAUACCUUUCUUCCUUGUUACCGUUGGAUUAGAACUUAUAAAUGGCGCGAGUAUUUGCAGCCUGAUCUCAUGGCCGGUCUCACCGUCGGUAUCAUGCUCGUCCCCCAGGCAAUGUCAUACGCAAAAUUAGCAGGACUGCAUCCAAUUUAUGGACUGUAUACUGGUUUUAUACCAAUUUUUGUGUAUGCCAUAUUUGGGUCAUCUCGACAACUUGCAAUUGGUCCAGUGGCAUUGGUUUCUCUGCUAGUGUCUAAUGUUUUGGGUGGAAUGGAUUUAUCUGACGAGUUAUAUACAGAACUUGCGAUUUUAUUAGCAUUUAUGGUUGGGAUAAUGGAAUGUAUAAUGGCAUUUUUGAGGCUUGGAUGGCUUAUCCGCUUCAUCAGCCACUCUGUGAUUUCUGGCUUCACAACUGCCUCAGCCAUUGUCAUUGCACUAUCCCAAGCAAAGUAUUUCUUGGGGUAUGAUGUUGUACGAAGUAGCAAGAUUGUGCCAUUGAUUAAAAGCAUAAUAUCUGGAGCGCAUAAGUUCUCCUGGCCUCCUUUUGUGAUGGGAUCUUGCAUCCUUGCAAUACUCUUGGUCAUGAAGCAUUUGGGAAAAUCAAGGAAGCGGUUCAGGUUCCUACGACCAGCAGGUCCACUUACAGCGGUCGUUUUGGGUACAGUGUUUGUGAAAAUAUUUCAUCCAUCCUCAAUUUCUUUGGUAGGAGACAUCCCCCAGGGACUCCCAAGCUUCUCUAUUCCAAAAAAAUUUGAGUAUGCGAAGUCUUUAAUCCCGACAGCAAUGCUUAUUACUGGGGUAGCCAUAUUGGAAUCUGUUGGGAUCGCUAAAGCUUUGGCAGCAAAAAAUCGGUAUGAGUUGGAUUCAAGUCAAGAGUUGUUCGGUCUUGGUUUGGCCAAUAUCUUGGGCUCAUUCUUUUCAGCAUACCCUUCAACAGGCUCCUUUUCUAGGUCAGCUGUAAAUAAUGACAGUGGGGCCAAAACUGGCUUAGCUGGAAUUGUAGCUGGAACCAUUAUGGGCUGUUCUCUUCUAUUCUUGACUCCGUUAUUCGAAUACAUACCACAGUGUGGUCUAGCUGCAAUAGUGAUCUCUGCUGUGAUGGGCCUGGUGGAUUAUCAUGAGGCUAUCUUCUUAUGGCAUGUAGAUAAGAAAGAUUUUGUUCUUUGGAUCAUUACCAGUACUACAACAUUGUUCCUUGGCAUUGAGAUUGGUGUCCUUGUUGGGGUUGGGGUAUCACUUGCUUUUGUCAUCCACGAAUCAGCAAAUCCACACAUUGCUGUCCUGGGACGUCUUCCAGGCACCACAGUUUACAGAAAUAUCCAACAGUAUCCAGAAGCAUAUACUUACAAUGGAAUUGUGAUUGUUCGCAUUGAUGCACCUAUCUAUUUUGCUAAUAUAAGUUUCAUAAAGGACAGGUUACGGGAAUAUGAAGCUGAUAUUGACAAGUCUGCCAGACAUGGGCCAGAAGUCGAAAGGAUUCAUUUUCUGAUUUUAGAGAUGUCACCCAUUACAUAUAUAGACUCCAGUGCUGUUCAAGCUUUGAAAGACUUGCAACAGGAGUACAAAUCACGGGAUAUUGAGAUCUGUAUUGCCAAUCCAAACCAAGAUGUUCUGCUGACCUUAACAAAAGCUGGUAUUGUAGAGCUCAUUGGUAAGGAGUGGUACUUUGUGAGAGUACAUGAUGCUGUUCAAGUUUGCCUUCAACACGUUCAGAGCUUAAACCAAACUCCUAAGAACCCAGAUUCAUUUGCUGAGGAUAAACCAAGUUUCUUCCAGAGAUUAUCGAAGCGGAGAGAAGAGGAUUUAUCAAUUGCAGAGCUAGAGUCAGGUGAUAAAAUUACAGAGCCACACUUGGAACCAUUGUUGUCUCGGAAGUCUUGAAUUUUGCUCGAUUAUUUUUAUGAACUCAUGAUGCUGAUUUGUCGAGGCAGGGCGUAUAUUGAUUAUUUGGAUGUAAAUAAUUGAUUCCAAGGUUCGAUUAUUUGCUAGUUUCUAGUCUUUAGUGUUGUAAGGCUCAUUUGUUUUCUGGAGUGAUGUAUUAUCCAUUUAUUUGCUGGAAAGGUUUUUUUUUUUUAAAGUGAA
Populus trichocarpa (black cottonwood) is the source of this 2438-nucleotide messenger RNA. Its product is annotated as sulfate transporter 4.1, chloroplastic. Lineage: Eukaryota; Viridiplantae; Streptophyta; Magnoliopsida; Malpighiales; Salicaceae. Gene Ontology annotation, biological process: transmembrane transport. The transcript is spliced from 17 exons. The coding region runs from base 144 to 2237 and encodes 697 amino acids. Gene Ontology annotation, cellular component: membrane. Gene Ontology annotation, molecular function: secondary active sulfate transmembrane transporter activity. The record is from RefSeq and is a predicted model, not a curated record.